Oncorhynchus gorbuscha (pink salmon) is the source of this 4472-nucleotide messenger RNA. It is a transcript of the gene vav3a, whose product is annotated as guanine nucleotide exchange factor VAV3. The transcript is spliced from 26 exons. Lineage: Eukaryota; Metazoa; Chordata; Actinopteri; Salmoniformes; Salmonidae. Gene Ontology annotation, biological process: intracellular signal transduction; regulation of GTPase activity; cell migration. Bases 319 to 2829 code for a protein of 836 amino acids. Gene Ontology annotation, cellular component: cytoplasm; plasma membrane. The record is from RefSeq and is a predicted model, not a curated record. Gene Ontology annotation, molecular function: protein binding; guanyl-nucleotide exchange factor activity.
AGAGAGAGAGAGAGAGAGAGAGAUGGAGAGAGGCAGGGAGGGAGAGCGCACGAACAGUGUUGCCGUUACUGUCAGCUGUGGAACGGUUCAGUCAUCAAUGGACAGGGUACACACGUAGCAUAGCCUCUUUCAAUGUACCUUUAUUUCUGCUAUGAAACGGAGGGAAGUAUAAUCAAAUCCGGUUACCUAGUUUCGCUUUCAUCGUUUAUAUUGCAGAUUGAAAUGGAGACAACGUUGUGUUAGCGCGCGCUAUUGAUUAGACUCCAAUAGGCUUUAUUCCUUGCGGAAUAUUUGUUUGAUCUCAACCAUAUAUUAACAAUGAUGGAGUAUUGGAGGCAGUGUGCAUUAUGGCUGAUCAACUGCAAGGUGCUACCACCCAACCAUCGGGUAACAUGGGAGUCCGCCCAGGUAUUCGACCUGGCUCAGACACUCCGAGAUGGAGUGCUCCUGUGUCAGCUUCUCAACAACCUCCGACCCCAGUCCAUCAACCUCAAAGAGAUUAAUCUCAGACCGCAGAUGUCACAGUUCCUGUGCUUGAAGAACAUCAGGACAUUUCUCUCCGCCUGCUGUGAGAUAUUUGGCAUGAAGAAGAGUGAACUCUUUGAGGCCUUCGACUUGUUUGAUGUGCGGGACUUUGGAAAGGUUAUGGACACAUUGUCCAAACUGUCCCACACCACGAUUUCAGAACAAACUGGAAUAAAGGCUUUUCCUUCAGAGGAGAGUCUAGAAGAAGAUGAGGACAUCUAUAACCACCUAGAAGACUUGAUUGAUGAGAAAGGCGUGGAGGACGAGGAGGAUCUUUAUGACUGUGUCUAUGAUGAUGAAGACGGAGGAGAGAUCUAUGAAGAUCUGAUGAAGGCUGAAGCCGUCCGUCCUCCUCUGAAGCAGGUAGAGACAGACAUCAGGAGCUGCUGUCUGACAGAGAUCAAGCAAACUGAGGAGAAGUACACAGAGACUCUGGACUCCAUAGAGAAGUAUUUUAUGGCACCUCUUACGACAUUCCUGUCCUCAGAGGAGAUGAAGAAAGUGUUUGUCAACAUUCCGGACCUGGUUAAGGUUCACAAGAGUCUCAUGGUGGAGAUCCAAGACUCUGUCCGCCAUAAAAGUGCUCAGAACAUCUACCAGAUCUUCAUCCACUACAAAGAGAGAUUGCUAAUAUAUGGGAAAUACUGUAGCCAUGUAGAAACGGCCAUCGUUGCUUUGGAUGACAUCUGCAAACACAGAGAGGACAUCCGGAUGAAGCUGGAGGAAUGUGCAAAGAGAGCCAACUAUGGAAAGUUUACACUGAGGGAUCUGCUAGUGGUCCCUAUGCAGCGGGUACUCAAGUAUCAUCUUCUUCUACAGGAAUUAGUGAAACACACUCACGAUGCGGCUGACAAGAGCAAUUUGCGGCUGGCGCUGGAUGCCAUGAAGGACCUGGCUCAGUACGUCAAUGAAGUGAAGAGAGACAACGAGACUCUGAGAGACAUAGCCCAGUAUCAGAAAUCCAUCGAAAACCUUAAUCAGUCUCUUAGUACCUAUGGGAGACCAAAAGGAGACGGAGAGGUACGCGUUACCUCAAUCGACAAACGUGCCAAACAGGACCGGCACAUCUUCCUGUUCGAUGCUGCUGUGAUCGUCUGUAAGAGGAGAGGAGACAACUAUGAGAUGAAGGAGGUGAUCGACCUGCACCACUUCAAGAUCACCAACAACCCCACGUCAGAUAAGGAGAACAGGAAGGUGUGCGUGCGUGCGUCACUAAAAGCGAAUCAGACACAUAUUGAGAUUGCCACAUUCAUUGACGAGCGUGAUCAGAUAUUGCCCAUGUCUUGUAGAUCCAACAUACGUCCGGAGAAUGGCACCAGUAACUUCCAUGAGUUCAAGAUGCACACCUUCGACAGAAUUACAUCCUGUAGCUACUGCCACAUGCUGCUAAGGGGUAUCUUUAACCAGGGGUACCUUUGCUCCAAGUGUGGUGUUGGAGCCCAUAAGGAAUGUCUGGGGAGGUUUGGCAGCUGUGGAAAAACAGAUCCGGGCUCCUUCAGAACUCAGGAAAAAUCAGUGCAAGGACAGCGCUCAGAUCCAGGGUUACCUAAGAUGUUGGUGACCAGGAACUAUUUUGGCGUGCCAAGUCCCAUAUGUGGCCCGCCCCUCAACAUCCAGCAAGGUGACAUCAUCGAGCUGGUCUGUGCCGAUCUACACAGCUCCUGGUGGCAGGGCAAAAUUCUGGCGACGAGAGAGGUCGGCUUCUUUCCAAGUGACGCCGUGAAGCCGUGUCCAUGUGUCCCCAAACCUGCCGACUACUCCACACAACCUUGGUUUGCUGGGCCCAUGGAGAGACUUCAGGCCGAGGCAGAGCUGAUCAACAGAGGGAACAGCACUUACCUGGUCCGCCACCGGAGCCGCGAGUUCACAGAGUACGCCAUCAGCAUCAAGUACAGCAAUGACGUGAAGCACAUCAAGAUCCUGACCAGAGAUGCCUGCUUCCACAUCGCAGAGAACAAGAAGUUCAGGAGUAUAUUAGAACUAAUUGAGUACUACAAACACCAUUCAUUGAGGGAAGGCUUCAGAAGCCUGGACACCACACUGCAGUUCCCCUACAGAGAGCAGGAGAAUGCUGCUAUGCUCCACACCAACAGACCCGGAGGAAACAUGUUCACCCCUAAGGUGAUGGGUGUGGCGAUAGCCCGCUAUGACUUCAGCUCCAGGGACACCAGAGAGCUGUCUCUACAGGAGGGCGACGUAGUCAAGAUCUACACCAAGUCAGGAGCCAAUGGCUGGUGGAGGGGAGAGGUCAGCGGCAGGGUGGGCUGGUUUCCAUCUACCUAUGUGGAAGAAGGAGAGGAGUGAGAAAGAAAAAUACUGUUUGGAUUAGUACUGGACCCUCUAUGGUUGAUCUGACAGCUUGCUGAGAUGGGACUUCCUUAUCUGGGAUUCCAGCCCUCCUAUUGGCUGUUAAGUCAGUGACGUCCCAGAGACCUUUGGGAAAAGAGAGGUUUCUCGAUGGACUAGUUACUGGUUCUCUCUGCAACAGACUAAUGACUGGUUCUCUCUUCAACAGUCUAGUGACUGGUUCUCUUUGCAACAGUCUAGUUACUGGUUCUCUCCGCAACAGACUAAUGACUGGUUCUCUCUUCAACAGUCUUGUGACUGAAUCUCUCUGCAACAGACUAAUGACUGGUUCUCUCUGCAACAGACUAAUGACUGGUUCUCUCUGCAACAGACUAAUGACUGGUUCUCUCUGCAACAGACUAAUGACUGGUUCUCUCUGCAACAGACUAAUGACUGGUUCUCUCUGCAACAGACUAGUGACAGGUUCUCUCUGCUCUGCUCCACCACUUCAACAGCUUUGUUGUCAGCAGGGGAAGGACCUUUGCCAGAACCCAGCUUUCUCCUUCCGUCCCUCUCUUCUUCUCUCCCUCUGUCAAUACUGCUACCGCAAGUUGUCGCUGAAAUAUUUAAAUGCUGCCCAUCCAUCCAUCCAUUUAUCCAUCCGUCCACACCACCCAGAAUAUAGCUAAGACUGUCUAAGGAUUUGGAAAAGUGAAAGAGAAAAGAGAGGGAGAGAGAAGAGACACACACACACAGGGUGGCAGGUAGCCUUGUGGUUUGAGCACUGAAAGGUUGCUAGUUCGAGUCCCCAAACCGACAAGGAAAAAAAUCUGUCAAUGUGACAUUGAGCAAGCUACUUAACCCUAAUGCUGUCAUGAAACGCCUCCCACACCCAUCCUCCCAGAUUACAACCUCUGCCACUGAACAUGACACACGCACAGGUUGACGUUUAUUGGGAUGAAUCUGGUCCUGGAGGCAGAGCUGAGCGGGUUUCGUUAGCUGGUCCAGCCACAAAGUCAAAAUUGUUUAUAUCGUUAAAAAUAUUAGCUUUUUGGUCUUAAUUUAGGGUUAGGCACAAGGUUAGCAGUGGGAUUAAGGUUAGGGUUAAAAUGAGGGAUUAGAGAUUUUAUGAAUUUGUGGCUGUGGCAGCUAGUGACCACUUUACAGAGCUGCCUCUAGUACAUGAGUCAUCCCAGUAAAUACCAACCUGCCACACACACAAAAGAUGAGAGAGAGGGAUGUUGGGGGAUAUCAUCGCCACCCCGCCCCUCAUGUUCUCAUCUCUCCAGCUGUACAGCAGGCUGGGUUAGGGGCUGUCGCUGUGGGUUGAUCUGAUAGGGACCUGGCUGGUUUGUCAGGGAACAAGCUAGUGAUGUGAUGCUACCCAACGACAGACGUAAGAGGCCCCCGCUGUCUCUUAUCUCUCUUCUCUCUCCACUCUUUCUCUUCCUUCUGACAGAAAACAAAAGGGAAUACUCUGAUUGGCCUGUAAACACGGUCUCCUGUUACCUCUACUGAUGGGGCCUCCAGCCCUCUGUCUUCUGUAUCUUUCUUUCUUCCUCUCUCUUUCUCCCUUUCUCUUUCUCCCUCUCUCUUUCUCCCUCUCUCUUGGUCUCUCUCUCUCUUUGUCUCUCUCUCUUUCUCUCUCUCUUUGUCUCUCU